Messenger RNA from Prionailurus viverrinus (fishing cat), 1359 nucleotides. RefSeq names its product PDGFA associated protein 1 (gene PDAP1). NCBI's taxonomy places the organism in Eukaryota, Metazoa, Chordata, Mammalia, Carnivora, Felidae. Gene Ontology annotation, cellular component: cytosol. The record is from RefSeq and is a predicted model, not a curated record. Gene Ontology annotation, molecular function: RNA binding. The transcript is spliced from 6 exons. Bases 142 to 690 code for a protein of 182 amino acids.
CCCGGUCCUCGAGGAGGCGGCGGCGGCGGCGGCGGCGCGCUGAGAGUACUGGGCCGGACGGAAGAAGUUGAGCCCGAGAUAUUUCCGGUUCCGGUGUCAGUUCGAGGCGCCGCCGCCGCUGCCGCAGCCGCCGGAUCCGCGAUGCCUAAAGGAGGGAGAAAGGGAGGCCACAAAGGCCGGGCACGGCAGUACACAAGCCCUGAGGAGAUCGACGCGCAGCUCCAGGCUGAGAAGCAGAAGGCCAGGGAAGAAGAGGAACAAGGAGAAGAAGGUGGAGAUGGGGCUGCGGGGGACCCCAAAAAGGAGAAGAAAUCCCUAGACUCAGAUGAGAGUGAAGAUGAAGAAGAUGAUUACCAGCAAAAGCGCAAAGGCGUGGAAGGGCUCAUCGACAUUGAGAACCCUAACAGGGUGGCACAGACAACCAAAAAGGUCACACAACUGGACCUGGAUGGGCCCAAGGAGCUUUCAAGGAGAGAACGAGAAGAAAUCGAGAAGCAGAAAGCAAAAGAGCGUUACAUGAAAAUGCAUUUAGCUGGGAAGACAGAGCAAGCCAAAGCUGACCUUGCCCGGCUGGCAAUCAUUCGGAAACAGCGGGAAGAGGCUGCCAGGAAGAAAGAAGAGGAGAGGAAAGCAAAAGACGACGCGACCUUGUCGGGAAAGCGAGUGCAGUCGCUGUCCCUGAAUAAGUAGCACGGCCUGUGGGAGGAGGCACCGGGGACCUGGGCCGCUCUGCCAGGACCUCUGCCACGUCUCGCCCACCCUGCCCUGGCGCCGCUGCAGCAGCCCCUCACGGCAAGGAGCCCCCACCCUGGCCUGGGGCCUCCUUUUCAUCUUGGCACAGAAAUCGUUUGGGGGGGGGAUGGUGGGAGGGUGCUGGGGGAAGGGGCAGCUGCCAUCUUUGAGACAGAAAGAUGCGGGACAGCAUUUCAUAUGUAACCAUUGGAAUGUCUUUGCUGUUUUUAGAAUUCAGAACUCUUGUUGGGGGAGCCUGGGAGGUGGGGUAAGAAGAGCUUCCGUUUAUCCCGUAGAUUGCACAGUAGGGGCUGGUUGUGCAGAGGGGCAGCUGCUGCUGAGUUUGCAACAACCAGCCCCAGUCUGUGUUGCCUGGGUGCUCGCUCAGAGGGGCUGUCGUCCAGGAGCCCGUGUCCCUGGAUCCCUGAGGGUCAUGGCUUGUCCCCAGCCAGUCCCCUUCGCCCUUCCCUGCCCCAUUCCCACCCUUCUGGCCAGAGCCAGGGCCCAUUCUUAACCUUGCCCAUUGAUCAUUUCAAGAAACCUCUGUUUACUGUGCAGCACCCAGGCAGAACAUGCUCCACAAGUCCAACUUGUAUAUUUGGCAGAUUAAACUUGACAUUAUCGUAA